UGAGGGGCCAUCAUCCCGGCGGCUCGGAGGUGGAAAAUACAGUCAAAAGUCGCCCUGGAUGCAUUUUAAAUGAACAAACAGGCUUUCCGGAGAGGUACCCGAGUGACCGUUCGUCCUUUCCUCUACUCGUUGGGUUUCUUCAGAUGUACGCCUCUCCACUCCCUAUGCUGCUGUGUGCUCUCCAUCUGAUAUAAGACUCCUCAAGACUGAUGCCUUAGUUCUGGCUUGACAUUAAUUAAAAAAUACAUACAUAUAUUCUUUGUCUAUAGUUUUUUUUUUUAAUUUCCAGUAGGAAUUCAUACAACAACCCAUCGCCCACACCACCCUCCUUUCCCUCUCCCCUUUUCACUUUACAGCAGAUUACAAGGGGCAUCAAAACACACACAGGGCACACGAACACACACACACAUACAUACGCAGGCCACCAUGUCCUCCAUCCUUCCCUUCACUCCCCCGGUGGUAAAACGCCUCCUGGGGUGGAAGAAGAGUCCAGCCGGGAGUGGAGGAGCAGGGGGAGGAAUUGGAGGAGUAGGGGAGCAGAACGGAGGGGGGCAGGAGGAGAAAUGGUGUGAAAAGGCUGUGAAGAGCUUGGUGAAGAAGCUGAAGAAGACUGGGCAGCUGGAUGAGCUGGAGAAAGCCAUCAGCACGCAGAACAGCAACACAAAAUGUGUCACCAUACCCAGUAAUUGCUCAGAUCUAUGGGGUCUAGGCUCAGGCCACACGAUAGAGCAGUGGGACUCUUCAGGCAUGUACGGAUACCCUGACCAGAGCAGGUCACUGGACGGGCGUCUCCAGGUGUCCCAUCGUAAGGGCCUGCCCCACGUCAUCUACUGCCGCCUUUGGAGAUGGCCCGACCUUCACAGCCACCAUGAACUGAGAGCCAUUGAUGCCUGCCAGUAUGCCUUCAACCUCAAAAAGGAUGAAGUGUGUGUCAAUCCCUACCAUUACCAGAGAGUGGAGACGCCUGUGCUGCCUCCGGUGUUGGUGCCACGCCACACAGAGAUUCUGACAGAGCUUCCACCUCUAGACGACUUUACAAACUCCAUCCCUGAAAACACCAACUUCCCAGCUGGCAUAGACCCUCCUAAUAACUAUAUACCAGAGACUCCUCCGCCUGGCUACAUCAGUGAAGAUGGAGAGACCAGCGACCAGCAGAUGAAUCAAAGUAUGGAAACAGGCUCACCAGCAGAAAUGUCUCCAAGCACUCUGUCACCUGUCAGUCAUGGCCUGGACCUUCAGCCGGUCACCUACAGUGAACCAGCUUUCUGGUGCUCGAUAGCUUACUAUGAGCUAAACCAGCGGGUGGGAGAGACGUUCCACGCCUCUCAGCCAUCUCUAACGGUUGAUGGCUUCACCGACCCCUCCAACUCUGAACGCUUCUGUCUAGGGCUUCUCAGCAAUGUCAACAGGAACGCAACUGUUGAAAUGACAAGGAGACAUAUAGGUCGUGGUGUGAGGUUGUAUUACAUCGGAGGAGAGGUGUUCGCAGAGUGCCUCAGCGACAGUGCCAUUUUUGUCCAGAGUCCCAACUGCAACCAGCGAUACGGCUGGCACCCUGCCACAGUCUGCAAGAUCCCACCAGGCUGUAAUCUGAAGAUUUUUAACAACCAGGAGUUUGCUGCACUGCUGGCCCAGUCUGUCAAUCAGGGUUUUGAGGCGGUCUACCAACUUACCAGGAUGUGCACCAUCAGAAUGAGCUUCGUCAAGGGCUGGGGAGCGGAGUACAGACGUCAGACAGUAACCAGCACUCCCUGUUGGAUUGAGCUGCAUCUCAACGGCCCCCUCCAGUGGUUGGAUAAGGUGCUGACCCAGAUGGGUUCACCAUCAGUGCGCUGCUCCAGCAUGUCCUAAACAGGGUUCCACUACUGCCGACACAAAGUCAAACUGACAUUUCAUAAUGUUUGAGCAGUAUGUCCUAUGGGAGACCACCAUGCAGUCUUAAACUGAUGUACUAACAACAUUAUGAAAACAUAACAAAAACAAAGAAAAAAAAAAGGAUUACACAAUGGACCUGGAGGAUGAGGGAAUGACAUCACUGAUGGACAAUAGUGGAAUGUUAACAGUGACGUCAGAGUGGGCCUGAUCACCUCAGGCUCUGUUGGAUCAACAUUGACAUUCCAGUAAUCGUGGACCUACUAAUUGAAAUCACCCUGCAAUAUCAAAAUGACAAGAGCGUGAUGUCACAAUGGACCAGUCUGCAGUCGUGUUUUUUGGUAUUUGAAGCGAGGUGACCCAGAAACACAAAGCAGGACAGAGCUUUGCUGUCCUGUUCAGUGACUCAAGAACAGCUGUUCCGGGGAUUGAGCACGUGACCUUGUCGUUACAGGACGGUCACCCCAACCACUAGACCGCCUCGCCGCUUCACUACCUACCUACCACAGCACAACUUUGAUUCAGCGUCAAGAUUUCUGUUUACACAAGGUUGGCCAACAGUAGUACUGCCACUCCAGGCUCAUGCUCAACCAAAGUCAGCUUCACGCCUGGACAUUCAUUUUUUUCUUGGUUUUGGUGACCAAACUUCCAUUUUUAUCUGAGAUCCACUUUUCCUGCUUUUUCCUAAUCAGUCCUGUGUUAUCGUGAUCACCGGCCUGACUACGCUGGGCCGGCAGUCUUUAGCCCUUAAAGGGGCGACCACUGGGAGGCCAAGUUGAUGUCUAUAAUUAAUAUUAUUUACCCCGUCUUCACACGUUCACUUGUGCACACACAGAUACUGUAACACAAGGCUUUGCUGUUCAUACACCACUCAACUUGCUAUUCUAAUACCUUUGCUUUGACAUAAUGACAAAUCAUUUCUUCUGUGGUGUUUCAUGUUGAUUGGUCCCAUUCAGCCAUGAGCUUGCAGUGGGGCAGACGUUUUUGAGUGUACAUCAGAGCUGAAACAAAUAAGUAUGUCCUUUGUUCUUCUGUAAGGAGUUUUUAUUCUAAAGUGUGAUCAGUGGCUAACCAGCACAAAUAACUGAAAUGAGUAAGGUAAAGGUUUUGUCAGUGCGAGAGCAUAGAACAUGUCACCCCACUGGAACUUCACACAAGUUAUGAGCUUGUUUUCAGACAGUAGCAAAGGCUUAAGGAGUUAGCCCCAGUUAACGGUUUGCCCCUCCUGGUUUUUGAUGGCAAGCAAUUUGCAGUGUCUGUCAUGCAAGCUUUUGCUCUCUCUCUCUCUCUCUCUCUCUCUCUCUCUCUCUCUCUCUCUCUCCUUUAUUCUUGUCCUUAAAUCUUCACAAUGACAUCAUCUUGCUUAUGAAGGAGAGUUGCGUGUUGGACCUGGAGAUAUACAGGAUUAGGACUCUGUGUAAAUGCAGUUCAAGAGUCUAAGCCUCAAUGUCGCCCCCUGCUGUCUCACAGACAAAAAUAUAAACUCCCAUUGCUUUCACUGAUGUAGACAUUGCGCAAGUCUCUUCAUUAUAUGCUUGAACUGAUGCACAGUUUCCCCAUUAUUGACAUUUUAUGAUAGGAAGACGAAGAUAAGAAGUCCCGCAGUGUGGGACUUUAAAAAAAAUGGCUUCUGUACCAUACUUGCACUGCCCCCAAUUAUGCACCCUUCAUAUAGCUACGAGAAAGUUGCCUUUGAUGUAAAAUACAGCAAGAUAUGCUUUGAAAUGUACAGAUAGGAAUGUUGAAAAGCCCAAUAGCAGAAAAAGACAAUUACAAAAAUUAUAACUAAUAUUCACUAUGAAGAUUUGUUGUCCUUAUAUUGUCUUGAAUUGGCGUAUUAAAGAGCCUCCAUUUGACCUGAAUGAGAUUUCUUGCCAGCUGUUACCUACCUAUUAGUAUUUUAGAGUCCAAAUCUUUUCAACUCAAAGUGUUAAAGCUUUAAGUAUUUGACAAGCUAGUUGUAUGACACAGCUAUUAUUUUCUUUACACAUUCUUUUAGCUACCUUUUUGUAUUUCCAUGUAUUUUUUCUAUAUGAAUAUAUUUAAAACUGUCAGAGCUUUCUUCCUUUUUAUUAGAAUUCAGUAUUUUUUUAGAAUAUGCCCUCUGUUUGAGAUGAUAACAGCUUGACGAUGAUUCAUGAAGUAUGUAGCAUAGGAUAUAAUAUUUUCACUGGAUUUACCACUGAAAACAGUACUUGGUUCAAAUAAUGUGCUGAAUAACUGACAGGACAAGUCACCAUAAUUACCAUCCGCCUUUCUUCAAACCCUAAUUUGGCUACAAAAAUGGUAAAACAGGCUGGUGAAUCCGUUGUUGCUGUUGAUAAAGGUAGUUCCUGCCUUACUGUUGCUAAUCUUUCAGCUUUAUGGACAUGACCCAAAUAAUGAUAGUCCUGUCCCAAAGAUUGAAUGCACGGAUUUACAGUAUGCCCCGUACACUGCAGAUCUACUGUGUUCUAAACCGAAUCGCUGAUCCAGUUUUCCAUUGUUAGAUUUUAUUGGCUUAAGCGUUAUAUUAAAAUUUUCCAGUGUCUUUUUGGGGUUUGGUAAUUCAAAUUAUUUGUUAAAAAUCAACAUGUUUCUGUUUAAUUUUUUUUUUUCAGUACACGAUGGUCAUUAGAAAAUAAAUCAGUUUAAAUAGCGAGAAUUCUUAAUUUUUGGAGAUGUUAGGAUUAAAACCAGCAGCUAGGCAAUACAGUAUUAUUUUUCAGCAUCAAAGCAGUUGGUAUUCAUUUGAAAUGCUCUGAAUUUGAAAGGUGAAUUUGUUGAAUUGUGUCUUAUAGGACAUUCCAGUCAGCAGUGUAAAAGCUGCUGCCAGUUUCAGCUCUGCAGACGUUUAAUUCUCAUGUCUCCUGAUGUAUGGUUGCACAGUGUUAAUUUAGAGUGAGUGUGUUUACAUGCGCAUGAUAUUCUCUCCAAGUGUAUUCCUCCCAAAUGUUACAGCGAAGCAGAAUGUUACCACAAAAAAUGGGAUUGUAAGUGAGACGUGUAAAUAUGUCAGUUGGACUAGGUGCAUACUUGCCUCACAAUCCUGGCUCAUACUGUCACAUUCCAGAUGGCUUGUUUUCUGCAAACUGACCAAAACCAGACAGUUGUCUUAGAUUUGUGCACAGCAAUGCCGAUGUGCAUGUAAACACAUUCACAUGUUCUGUCUGAUUGCUGACAAUGCAACAUGUGGAGGAUGUGUACAUUUAAAAAAUGCUGUAGAACACCAAACGUAGAUUUAAUGAAUAUUUAGUUAUAUAAUGGCUGAGACAAGAAGUCCAGAAAUCCUGAUGUUUCAUCGUAUAUCGUCAGCAUCCUGCGGAAACUUUAGAAUUCAGGAUUUGCAUUUUGAUACACACUUGAUAGAUGACAUUCUCUCCUACAGGGUGAUGUACUUUUAACGCUUGGACCAAACCAAAAGAUUUUUCAAAAAAAUCAAAGUACAGUGUCCUGCAGUUUUUAUGUUGGUUUGACCCCGACAAAUCUCAAGCUGUACUUUUUUUUAGUAAAACCAUUUUCAUCAUUCAUCGAGCAUUUGCCUGGGUCAAAUGUUUGUAGUACUCAUUUAUAACCAGACUGGAACCAGCCAAAUGCAGGUCUGUCUGUCUGUCUGUCUGUCUGUCUGUCCUGUCUUUUUGCUGGUCUGUCGUUUCUUUCUCAUUUAUUAGGGAAAAAGUUGACUUGCUGAGGCCAGAACACAUGCUAAAAUAUGGUCGGUUGUUGUAUCAUUGCUAUCCCAUUUGUUCUAUACAGUGACAUCAAAUAGUUUGGACCCUAUACUCAAAACAUUUCCCCAUCUUCUGCAUGUUGCCACGGUCCAGCAAAAGCCUUUGUAUCUUCUUUUUUUUUCUUUUUUUAAUGAGUGCCACCCAACACUGUACCCCCAAAACCAACUAGUAUUUCUCACUUCCUGAGAAGUCUGUUUUGGGGAUGUAAGAUGAGACCAAAUUAGGUUUUAUGUAGGCUUAAUCUACACAUUUUGAGGGUCCACAUUCCUAUUUACAGAUUACAUAUUGUUUUUUUGUUUGUUUGUUUGUUUGUUUUCUCAUUGUGAUGACAAUUGUGUAUCCCCAACUAUGCCUCUUUCUGAUUAAUUCCUGAAGAAGGUGGCUUUUUGGAGAAAGUGAAUCUUCUACAUGUCACUUGUGAUGUUAUUGUAUAGUUGUACUUUUAUUUUACCAUACAUGCUGUUCCUUAUUCUUGCUAUCAACAGAGCAUAUUCCAUUAGACAACAAGCUGUUAGGGUUUCUGUCUUCUUCAAACACUGAUGAUGAUCUUCGUAGGCUUUCCAACUAUUCUACAUAUACAGACAACUUCUUACAGUGUACACUAAUAAAGCUGUUUUAAUUCA
Chelmon rostratus (copperband butterflyfish) is the source of this 6205-nucleotide messenger RNA. RefSeq names its product SMAD family member 2 (gene smad2). Lineage: Eukaryota; Metazoa; Chordata; Actinopteri; Chaetodontiformes; Chaetodontidae. The record is from RefSeq and is a predicted model, not a curated record. Gene Ontology annotation, molecular function: I-SMAD binding; DNA-binding transcription factor activity, RNA polymerase II-specific; RNA polymerase II cis-regulatory region sequence-specific DNA binding. The transcript has 11 exons. Gene Ontology annotation, cellular component: heteromeric SMAD protein complex. The coding region runs from base 427 to 1851 and encodes 474 amino acids. Gene Ontology annotation, biological process: BMP signaling pathway; anatomical structure morphogenesis; transforming growth factor beta receptor signaling pathway.